Apis mellifera (honey bee) is the source of this 1305-nucleotide messenger RNA. RefSeq lists its product as uncharacterized. The coding region runs from base 473 to 1228 and encodes 251 amino acids. The transcript is spliced from 3 exons. NCBI's taxonomy places the organism in Eukaryota, Metazoa, Arthropoda, Insecta, Hymenoptera, Apidae. The record is from RefSeq and is a predicted model, not a curated record.
GUGUGUGUGUGUGUGUGUGUAAGAUACUUAAACUUAAGUUUAAAAAUUAAUGGUUUCAAAAAUGAAAAUGCUAUUGUUUUAAUUUUAAUAAGUAACUUGUAUCAUUUUAAUGUUAUCAUCUCUACCAUCUUGUUAUCAUUAACACGCGUAUAUCGAAUCAAUUUCUAACCUUAAAUUGUUAACUCAAAAAUUUGUGUAAAAGAUAAGACAUAAAAAAAUGUUUUGGAAAUGUUAAAAAUAGAAAAAAUCAGUACAAUUUUUUUACAAAUUAAAUACUGUCAUCAAAUUUAUUUAUAUAAAAUUUAUAACCAAUAUUUACAAAAAACGUAUAGUGUUAGUGGAAACAAUAUUUGUGAUACAAAUUUUUAAUAUGUAUAAUUUAUAUUAUUAUAUAGUAAUGACUCCAUGUAUAAUGAAGCAAUAUUGUCAUUUAUUUAAAAAAUCAUUUAUUGUCAUAUAUUGAAUAAAAAAAAUGGAUGAUUCAAUAAAAUUAAUUAUACAUAAAGGCAGCACAAUUUUCGAUAGCAUUAUUAUUACAUAUUAUUCUGUGAUUAAAUACGAACAAAAAGCAAAAGAAACUAAAAGUAUAUAUCAAACAAAUAUUAAUAUGAACAAUGUCAAUGAAAGUAAUGUAGUACAAGUUAAUAGAAAUUCUUUAAACAGAAAAGGAUUUAAUGCCUAUAUUAUAUCAGCAUAUAUCACAACAUUAAUAAAUUCACAAACAUAUCGAAAGGCUGCAUUUAAAAAAUUAUUGCAAUAUUUAGCAUAUAAAUUGUUAAAUAAAGUAGAUUCAAAAAUGAUUCUAAUAAAAUUGCGAAUGCCAAGAAAACAAUUCUUAGAUUACAAAUGGAAUCAAAGAAUAACACAAAUAGCAAUGGAAAGAAGAGAAGUUGAUCAUGCUAUGUCUUGGUUAUCUACUUUAGGUGGAGCAUUUUCUGCUUUAGGAGAAGAAUUUCAAUAUUGCGCUGAAAUAGCAGGAAAAAUUUCCAUAAAACAAUUUGAACUGGCGCUUCGUCUUAGAGAUCCUUUUCUAGUUGCUCGUUGUAAAUUAUAUAUUGCUUUAAGUUUGAUUCAACAAGGUCAGUUAAAAACCCCAAAACAGAUAGUAAAGCAUAUUUAUAAAUUUUCUAUAAAUCAGAAUGAUAUUCGUUUACAAAAUAUGUGUCAAGGUAUAUGGGCAAAACUUAAAUAUUGUUAUAAAAUACAAAAAGAACGGCAUAAAACUUAGUAGUCAAUAUUAGUUUCAUAAAAUUUUUAAAAAUAGUUUAAAAUUAGGCUAAUUAAAUUUGAUAUUUAUGUUUAAAA